This is a messenger RNA of Varroa destructor (honeybee mite), 2492 nucleotides long. Its product is annotated as glutathione synthetase-like. Gene Ontology annotation, molecular function: glutathione binding; ATP binding; glutathione synthase activity. Gene Ontology annotation, cellular component: cytosol. NCBI's taxonomy places the organism in Eukaryota, Metazoa, Arthropoda, Arachnida, Mesostigmata, Varroidae. The record is from RefSeq and is a predicted model, not a curated record. Gene Ontology annotation, biological process: glutathione biosynthetic process.
UUGUUUGGGACUGAAAGAGAAGUUGCUGGGCAUUGUCCCGAAGCGGAAAAGCCAUGCUAGUUCACACAAGCAACGCACUCUCACUUACUCAUAACGCCGGAGCAAUACGGGAAAGGGAAGUCGGCAUACGUCAACUACUAUUUGUAAACUGUCAGCUGACUGCCGGUUCAUUAACUUGCAUUUCAUCGAGUUCCUUUUUCUCGCUGCCGCUUCUGGCGUCCGACUCGCACUGCAGGUGACUUGCAGGAUAGAGAGACGCAUAGUUUUCGUUAGCGUUAAGUACUAGGCUGUUUCGAGGGCAGUGAUACAAGCGUAUUCCAUUGCUGCCCUAAAUGUUGGUCCACUGAAUUGAUCAUACACCGCCCUUCACAACGUGAAGAGUACCAGAAUAGUUUAUUAUUUUCAACCGUUUGACGCAAUAGGGCUUUUUGUCAAAGAAAUGGACAAAAUUUGCCCCGUGGUGCCUCUUCCCUUAGACGAAGUGGUAUUGGCCGAUCUCAUGGAAGAUGCUAAGGACUUCGCAUUUAGCCAUGGUCUAGUCUUCAAGCUAAGAAAAGUUUUACCGUACGACUAUUCCGUCACGUUUAUACCAUUUGCAUUAUUACCCUCGCCUUGGCCGAAGGACCAAUACGAUAUGGUCUGUCAACUUCAAAAAGAUAUCAAUUUGAUCUACUACCGCGUUUCGAAUAACUUCGAUUUUCUAAAGAAGAGUCUACAACAAAUAUGCGAAUUUGACGAAUGGACCAGACGACUCUGGCAAAUCUACGAACGUACUUAUGAGUCUCAAAAAGAUGUCCUUUCCCUUUGUAUCAUGAGGUCUGACUAUAUGGUUGGACAUGAUGGCCUCGCCAAACAGAUUGAGGUCAAUACGAUAUCAGCGGGAUUCGGUGGAGUAUCUCCAAUCAUGCUUGCGCAGCAUAAAUACAUCAUGUCGAAGUUACAUCUUCAUAACUUCCGCCGUGCGUUGCCAGAAAACGCUGGGACUCGCGUUGCACUUGGACUGGCUCAGGCGUGGGAGGCUUAUGGUAACAGAGAGGCGGUAAUAUGCUUCGUUGUUGAAGAUGUUGUCUACAAUACGUACGAUCAAAGGCAAAAAGAGCUGGCGCUCACUGAAAAGUACGGAAUCGACACGCAUCUUAUUGUGCGGAAAAAGAACUCCGACUUACUCCGAGUUUGCGUGAAGGACGGAAAACUUUUUUUGGAUAAUAUCGAGAUAGCCGUCGUAUAUAUGAGAACAUGGUAUGACCCCAGUCAAAUUAAUUCGGAAGAGCUCUGGAGAAUACGAGAACUGAUUGAAAAGAGCAGGGCGAUUAAAUGUCCCAACAUCGCAUGGCACCUUUCUGGUUCUAAAAAAAUACAACAAGAGUUAGCAAGGCCCGGCGUAUUGGAAAGGUUCUGUGAUGAUGUGGAGCAAGUGCGAAGGGUGCGGUCAGUUUUCGCGGGUCUGUAUGUACUUGAGGAAGCAAAGACCCUUGAAAUGGUAUUGGCAGACCCCGAAAGAUUUGUUCUGAAACCGCAAAGGGAGGGUGGAGGCCAUAACAUAUACGGAAGGGACAUUGUACCAUUUCUAAAAUCCCUACCUGCGCCUAGGCGACAUGAGUUCAUAGCCAUGGACAUUAUCGAACCCGUCUCCUGUAAAAACUAUCUAGUUAAUCGGGAUAAAAUCACAUUCACCGAAGUUGCAAAUGAACUUGGUAUAUUUGGUUACGUGUUAGGCGAUUUUCGACGGAUUGUACAUAAUGAAGCGAAUUGUGGUUGGAUCUUUCGAGCAAAGGAUGCUAAGUCUACGGAGGGAGGAAUUGCGGCUGGAUACGGACAUUUGGACAGUCCGUCUCUCGUAUAAACAUCAAAAAGAGAGAAUAUUAAGAUUUCAGUGGGUCGACUCUUCGCAACGUUGACCAAGUGUCUACUAUUCCCACAGUAUUGUACCUCACGAACGGAGGGAACACAGUGUGACAUAAGAAUUCGUCGCCAUUUGUACUUUUACUGUUGCAUGAAAUAUAGCUUUCUGCCUUCUUGCACUAAUGAGAUGUCUUUAGUUGUAAAGCAGUAUGGAUGUUGAAAAUAAGAUUUAUGUACAUACUUUUUUCUCAGCAAUAUUCCAAACCACCGUUACUAUCAGCGUAGUGAUACUAAUCUUAAUUACAUUUAUUAUGUAUUUCAUUCCUAUAAAUUUAACAUACCUACAGCAUUGGUUUUAGUUACGAUUGCAUUUGAAAAUUAGAUCUGAUGACUUGCCCACACACAUGAUGACAUUUCACAAAGAGACUGAUCCUGGCGUAACUAUUCGACACUAGUGUGUAUAAAAUGUACUACAUCUAAAAAAAAACCUACAGAUGUUAGAUAUUAUUGCACAUUUCCAAUAGACGCGCGAGGCACAAAACGGUCUAGGUGGCAGUGAGUUCGAGACCCAAUCACCUAUAUGUCCAUUCAAGCAGCAGUGAUUGAGUCCCAAUCCUGAGUACGAAAUUCCGCUCGAAAAUUUUGUCACC